GGGGGCGCGCGCUCUUGGGUGCGCGGCCUGGCGCGCGUGUAACGGCCGCUAGUCAAGCUGAGAGACGCAACCGCCGCCCGAGGCAGACGUGGUAGCCGCAGGCAGUAUCCCUGAGUGAGGGGUUUCGCCGCCGGCUCUCAGUCCGCUUAUUCCUUAAUUUUACAUGGCCAUGCAGGAGAAAUACCCAAAUGAGAGGAUGCCUCAUGCCACUUCACCAGGUUCCAAUGUAAUUCAGAAAGGAAGUUCCCUGGGGACUGAAUGGCAGACACCAGUUCUCUCAGAGGCCUUUCGGAACCGCUUCAGCCGCUGUUCAAGUAUAGCUGACAGUGGGGACACAGCCAUUGGCACAUCAUGCUCAGACAUUGCAGAAGAUUUUUGUAGCUCAAGUGGCAGUCCUUCUUUUCAGCCUAUUAAAAGCCACAUAACCAUUCCAACAGCCCAUGUGAUGCCUUCUACUUUGGGGACCUCUCCUAUCAAGCCAAAUUCUACGCCCGCUGGAUCCUCUUCCUCCAAACUUCCUCUGUCAGGGUUGGCUGAAAGUGUGGGGAUGACAAGAAAUGGAGACUUUGGUGCAGUGAAACGUUCUCCAGGCCUGUCUAGAGAUCUCAUGUAUCUUUGUGGUGCUGCAGGGGAAAAUGGGAUUGAGCAGUCUCACUGGUUUCCAGCCGUGGGCCAUGAAAGAGAAGAAGAGAUGAGGAAGUUUGAUGUUCCUAGCAUGGAACCUACCCUCAACCAGUCGGCCAUGAUCGAUACACUUUAUUCAGAUCCCCAUUACCGAGUCCACUUCAACAACCCAAGAACUGAUCCCAACAAGGAGUUGUAUAAAGUAUUACCCGAGGCCAAGAAGGCGCCAGGCAGUGGGACAGUAUUUGAGAGGAAUGGACCACACUCUAGCAGCAAUGGAGUGCUCCCUUUGGGACUCCAGCCUGCUCCUGGGCUCUCCAAGCCUCUAUCCUCUCAGGUGUGGCAACCAAGUCCUGACCCUUGGCAUCCUCGAGAGCAAUCUUGUGAACUUAGUACUUGUCGGCAGCAGCUGGAAUUAAUCCGUUUACAGAUGGAGCAAAUGCAGCUUCAGAAUGGAGCCAUCUGCCAUCAUCCUGGUGCUUUUGCUCCUUUACUGCCCACCAUAGAACCAGCACAGUGGAUCAGCAUCUUGAACAGUAAUGAACACCUUCUGAAGGAAAAGGAACUUCUCAUUGACAAGCAGAGGAAACAUAUCUCUCAGCUGGAGCAGAAAGUGCGAGAGAGUGAACUACAAGUCCACAGUGCUCUUUUGGGUCACCCUGCCCCCUUUGGGGAUGUCUGCUUGCUGAGGCUACAGGAAUUGCAGCGAGAGAACACUUUCUUACGUGCACAGUUUGCACAGAAGACAGAUGCCUUGAGCAAAGAAAAGAUCGAGCUUGAAAAGAAACUUUCUGCUUCAGAAGUUGAAGUCCAGCUCAUCAGAGAGUCUCUCAAAGUGACACUACAUAAGCAUUCAGAGGAGGGGAAGAAACAGGAAGAAAGGGUCAAGGGUCGUGAUAAACAUAUCAAUAAUUUGAAAAAAAAAUGUCAGAAGGAAUCUGAGCAGAACCGUGAGAAGCAGCAGCGUAUUGAGACCUUGGAGCGUUACCUGGCUGACCUGCCUACACUAGAAGAUCAUCAGAAGCAAAGCCAGCAGCUUAAGGAAUCUGAGUUGAAGACCACAGAGCUGAAAGAGAAAGUGACUGAGUUGGAGAGUUUGCUGGAGGAGACCCAGGCAACCUGCAGAGAGAAGGAGAUUGAGCUGGAAAGCCUGAGACAGAGAGAAGCACAAUGCUCCACUAAACAUAACCUUCAAGACGAGCAGUCUGUGGAAGAAGCUGGUGGAGAAGCUCCCAAAGUGGAAAUGGAGUCCCUGCAGAAGGAAUGUGAUUCCCUUCGAAAGAUUGUGGAGAAGCAGCAACAGAAGAUGGAUCAGUUGCGCUUACAAGUACAGAGCCUAGAGCAGGAAAUGGCUCAAGAAGAAGGAACAAGCCAGGCCCUGAAGGAGGAGGCCCAGCGGAGGGAGACAGCUCUGCAGCAGCUGCGUACAGCUGUGAAGGAGCUCUCAGUGCAAAACCAGGACCUGAUUGAGAAGAAUCUGACACUACAGGAACACCUGCGCCUGGCCCAACAAAGGUCCCCAUCUUCAUCAGACACAGCCCAGCUAGCAUUUGAGCUGCACCAGGAGUUGGCCAAUUGUCUUCAAGAUUUGCAGGCUGUCUGCAGCAUUGUGACCCAGAGAGCCCAGGGCCACGACCCCAAUCUGUCCCUGCUCUUGGGCAUUCACUCCACACAGCGCCCAGGAGAGACACAGCCAGAUUUGCAGAAGCCAGACGUGAUCAGGAGGAAACUAGAAGAGGUUCAACAGCUACGUCGGGACAUUGAGGACUUAAGGACCACCAUGUCAGACAGAUACGCCCAAGACAUGGGAGAAAACUGUGCUACGCAGUGAGGAGUGCCGGGGCUGGACAGGCUGUAUUCCCUUUGGAGGACCUGAGCUGCUAAGAGCCUGGCGAGCAGGUUCCAGCCCUGACAGUCUUGCCUCCUGUCUGCUGCUGUUCCCAGAGAGGAGCCUGAGGGGUGGAGAGGGAAGAGCCUGCAUCUGGGGACCAAGGACUGUUGAAGGGAGGAGUGUACCUGCCCCUGCCCUACACUGGCUUUGCCUUUCUUGGUUAUGUUUAGUUGUUUGUCCUCUUACCCUAAUUUACCUUUUGAGGGUGAGUUACUAACUUUUACAAGUUCAACUGAUAAGUCUUCACUGUUCCCAGCUCUAGGCUGACAUUGAAGGUGAACAAGCUGCUUACCUCUCUUUUCCAUCCUCCAGGGUGGGUCCACAUUCAUUCCUACUCUAUACCUUGGUCCUGCUGAUUCUAGAACUCGUUAGGCCCGAAAAGAUUGAGAUAAGUAGUUAGCAAUGACCAUUUGAAAAUUCUCAGGCCUCGUGUACCACCCUUUGGGGAACUGGGCUAGCUUUUGGGUUUUUCUCAACCCAGUCCCAUAGCUUCUUUCUCAGGGCUAUUUUCCUCAUAGACGCCUCAGAGUGACCUGUUCAUUAGCACAGUAGCCACUAGCAUUGGGCCCCCAGAGACUACAGUUAGGGGUCCUUAAUCUGUCAUGCCUUUUUUUUUAAUGCUGUGCUAUCUUUAUUGGAGAUCACUCUUCAGUUGCCCUGUGUCCCUGGAAUCCUGGCCAUGUGGUCAGUGUAGCAUUCUCCUUUGUUCUCAGGCCUUCCAGGUACCCCUUUUUUGGGCUUUGAGUGUAAAUUUUUCUCUGUGGUUCAGGGCUUGGGUAGAAUUUUCCCCCCCAGAAGGCCACAGAAUAACUGUCAAGCUGCUCACCCUUUUCCGCCAGGCCUGGGGCCUGCGCCAGGCCUUAUUGUGCCUGUCAUGUUUGGGGGAAUUCUUCCCCUUUUCUCUUCUGGUCUCCAGGAGAGUUCAGAGUACCCAGUAUGGGUCAACUUUAAGAUACAGCUUUCACUGUUUUCCUGAGGUUUUUUUGUUUGUUUUGGGUCUUUGGACCCUCUGCUUUCUGGUUUUUCUUAUCUCCUGGUUUAGGGAGCAUCUCCCAGUUGCUAGCAUCUGGUUGUGGGGCCAGCCCCAGACCUCCUCUAAAUCCAGAGCCCAGCCAAGCAGGGGCCACGUGUGGGUUCUGAGGAGCAAAGCAGUUCCAGAGCCUAGAGACAGCCACAAGACUCUGGGCUGUUGGCAGCAUCCUGGACCGCACUCUGGGGCCUGAAUGAGCCUCCUUCUUAAGUGUUUUCACAAGUUUGUGUUUUAUUUGUGGAGUGACUUAUCCCUUCCAUUCAGAGCAGCCCCGCCUGGCUGGCCACCCCCUCAGCCUCUGGGCUCGUGCCUCUUAAAGCAGAGCUGCCUGGUUGGUCUCCACCCUGUGUUGGGAGCCCAGCCACCAUGCUCAGGGGUAUUUUUCCUUGUAAAGUUUAUAAGCAGUUAUUUAUAUGAAUAUUUGUUAUGUCAACUGGUUUGUAAUGCCUAUUUUGAUUACAGAAUAAAAUAUUUAAUAAAAUAUUUAACAGAU
Molecule: messenger RNA, 4038 nt
Organism: Chinchilla lanigera (long-tailed chinchilla)
Lineage: Eukaryota; Metazoa; Chordata; Mammalia; Rodentia; Chinchillidae
Gene: Cep85
Product: centrosomal protein 85kDa
Exons: 14
Coding region: 164-2455 (763 amino acids)
Cellular component (GO): centrosome
Source: RefSeq, a predicted model, not a curated record